AUGGCCAGUUCUCGCCCAUCCGUUCUCCGGCGGCUUCACGCCGUCGUUGUUCUGAUCCCAGCCAUCCUCGUUAUAGGACCGCUCUUCGGCCUAAGAUAUCCUCUCGUUGCCGCGCAGCGCGCCGAUUGGUCGAGGGGGUCAGAUGGAAGAGGAGAGGGAGCGGACGGAGACAGCUUCGCAGAAGCUUUGUCGCUUUCAUACACGUGUCCCCAGGAGGUGGCGUCGCGUCCAUAUUCUGAUAGCUUCGAUCCCUCCGCCUUGCUAUCUGCCAAGUUCAUAUCAGUGGGUCGCCUUUAUGAGCAGCUCAGCAAGGCUCGGCUGCAUCUGGGGGAGGUGUUAUCUGUGGCACGCCACACAGGUCGCACCCUCAUCCUGCCGUCCGUGGGGAACAGCAGGAUCGGCACUGUAGCGGAUUACGCCUUCCCCUUCUGCACUUAUUUCGACCCGGGCAGGCUCAAGCAGUUUGUGCCGUGGGUCUCGGAGGAGUUUUUUUACGGGCAGGUGGUGCCGGCGUGGCGGGCAGCUGGAAGAAAGGGAGGGAGUGUGGUGGCGCUGGUUCUAGGGGAUGGCAAGAUGAAGGCAUGUGACGUGAGAGCGUCUUAUGCCAAGAUCGGUCGCAACACCAACACUGCAGGUCUCCAGCCCAACACCUCCCUCCGUUCCGAUCCCUCUCUUCUCCUCAACCGCGCUCUCCUUGCCCCCGCGCUCUGCACCCGCACCUGCACCACUAAACGCCGCGCCAAGCCGCCCGGCGCCGAGGACCUGCUGGGAAGAGACAGAGGUGCUACAGUGCUGCCUGGGGAGGAGCCGAUGGUGGCGCUGGGAAGAACGGGCGGCGGAGAGGGGGAGAUGGAGGAGGAGGAGGAAGAGAAAAGAGAGAAGGAAGGGGAAGGUGGGAAGGAGAGGGGGAGACGGAAGGGAGGAGGAGGGAGAGAAGGCGGGGAGGAAGGGAAAGUAGAACCUGAUCGGAACGCUGACGUGGCAGUGGUGUUCAAGUCGUCGCCGCUGAUGUGUCUUUCCCGGAUAGGCCGGGUGGCGUCAGAGGCCCGGCAGUCCCUAGUGUACCCGCCUCACCUGCACGUUGCAGCGGAUCACCUUAUAACGAAUCAUUUCCAACUACAAGCAGGUGGGGCAAGUAGCAGAGGCCGAGAGGAGGGUUUGGUGGUGGUGGCGGCGCAUUGGCGGCUGGAGAAGGCUUUUCGGGCGGGAGUGCGGCUGCAGCAGGUGGCAGCGUGCGCUCGAGGGCUUGUGGACACUGUCAGGGGGUGGGCCACGCGCGUGGGAAAGGAGCGCGACGACCAGCAGGUGGCGGUGUUUCUGGCCACGGACCUGACUCCUGACAACAGGUGGAUGUCAAACUCGUUCACUGUGCUCAGCAAGGAGCACCGGGAUGUGGCUUUAAGAACAGUGCAGUUGCUGCAUGAGGAGCUUCGACCAAUCACGUGGGCUGCUGCCGCCCCCUCUGUCCCUCAGCUGGACACAGGCGUCCAGGCCAUCCUCGAUAAGCUAGUAUGCAUUAAGGCUACAGUGUUCUUUCAUGCUCCAAUGGCUUGCACGGCUGGUGUACGGGCAUUGCCAGGAAGCACCAUACUCGCGUAUCGCAGCGUGGCUGGCGUUGAUGCUGCUGGCAGUGCACCAACAAACAUCACACUUCUUUAUGCUCUCCCAUCGCACCACCCAUUCCCUCUGUGUGCAUCUUACCGUCUCCCUCUCCGUGCCUUCAUCGCUUCCCUCCCAGGGGUGGUGCACGGGCAUGGCCUGAGAGCACCAUCCUUGCUUGUCGCAGCGCUGUUGGCAUCGGUGUGGAUCGCUAUUGGCGUUAAUGCUGCUGGCAGUGCGCACCAACCCUCCCACCUUCUUACGUUUUCCAUCUCUCUCUCCCGUGCCGUCAUCUCUCCCCUCCCAGGGGUGGUGCACGGGCAUGGCCUGAGAACACCAUGCUUUCUUACCGCAGUACAUUUGACGGGUGGCGCACGGGCAUGGCCAGAGAACACCAUGCUCGCAUACCGCAGCGCUGCUGGCAUUGACGCUGCAGGUCGUGAUACCGAUGCCAAUUCUACAGUCACUGCUGCUCCUGGCGCUUCUGAUUCUCCCCACGCUCCUCAUUCUCUCCAUGCUCCUCCUGAUGCUGCUGCUGCGGAUGCUGCUGCUGCCGAUGCUGCUGCUGCCGAUGCUGCUGCCGCUCUUCAUACUCCUGAUGCUCCUCCUGGGGGUGCUGCCCCUAGUGAGCCACUGCUGCGCACGCAGCUACUGGAAUUGGACGUGCAACUGACCAAAGAUCAACAGCUGGUUUUGAUUCACAACGUGACAGUGGACGAGACAACGGAUGGCAGAGGGCUUGUGGAUAGCUACACCCUGGAGGAGCUCAGGUCGUUGGAUGCUGGGUAUCAUUUCACCCGAGAUGGUGGCAAAACGUUUCCCUACAGAGGAAAGGGACUGCAAAUACCGACACUUAGGGAGCUGUUUGACGAGUUCACACGCUACAAGGAUCUCGUCAUUUACCUCGACUUCAAGUCACCCGCAGCUGUCGCUCCCACGCUACAGAUGGUUCAAGAGUAUGGGCUAGAGCAGCGCAUCAUCAUGGGAGCAGUUCCUCCAGAAGCUAACAGAGAGGUGCUCAGACUGAAGCCCAAGUGUGUUCCAGCCACACCUGACCUUAACUCCAUGAUACUUAUGUACAUCUGCUACGUGGUCGGCAUUCUUUGGCUCAUUCCCAUGCGUCAUGAGAUCGUGGGAACGUCAGCAUACAGAUGGGGUUACAAGGUUCUCAACCGCGACUUCGUUGCAGCCUUCCAGCGACGAGGGCGAUGGGUAUCAGUGUUUGGGGAUUACCUAGACAACAGGGAGGGACAGGAGGACUGCAUAGCCAUGGGGUGCGACAUGCUCUUCUCUGACCGCCCUGACAUUCUCCAUGAGACCAUGGCAAGCCGGCAGUCAUCAUGA
This is a messenger RNA of Closterium sp. Yama58-4, 2943 nucleotides long. The record is from the annotation of a GenBank genome assembly. Lineage: Eukaryota; Viridiplantae; Streptophyta; Zygnematophyceae; Desmidiales; Closteriaceae.